This is a messenger RNA of Bombus pascuorum, 1422 nucleotides long. Its product is annotated as cytochrome P450 6a2-like. The record is from RefSeq and is a predicted model, not a curated record. The coding region runs from base 1 to 1293 and encodes 430 amino acids. Gene Ontology annotation, molecular function: heme binding; monooxygenase activity; oxidoreductase activity, acting on paired donors, with incorporation or reduction of molecular oxygen. Lineage: Eukaryota; Metazoa; Arthropoda; Insecta; Hymenoptera; Apidae. The transcript has 5 exons.
AUGACUGCAUUCUUGAGAGGACCAGUAGAGAUGACUGCAUUCUUGAGAGGACCAGUAGAGAUGACUGCAUUCUUGAGAGGACCAGUAGAGAUGACUGCAUUCUUGAGAGGACCAGUAGAGAUGACUGCACUAAGGGUAGCUUUGUAUGAAUCUAAUUCAGAAGCGAGAAGAUGGAGGCCUUUGCGAACGAAAUUCUCACCAAUAUUUACUUCCGGUAAAAUAAGGGAAAUGUUUCCCCUGAUAUUAGAGUGUGCGGAAAAUUUGGAACAAUGUUUGGAGAAGAUUAUAGAAAAAGGAGGCUUCAUGGAUUGCCACGAAGUAGCAGCGAGAUUCUUUACUGACAUUAUUGGAAGCUGUGUUUUUGGUAUCAACAUGAAUGCACUGUCGGACGAAGAGUGUGAAUUUCGAAAAAUAGGAAGAAAAAUCUUUGAUCAAAAUUCGAAAUCGAUCAUCAGGGUAACCUUCCGAGAAAAUUUUCCAUGGUUGUAUAACUUUCUUUGGUUCUUGAUACCACGAUCGGAAAUAACUAAAUUUGCUACAAAACUGGUCGCGGAUAUCAUGAAAUAUAGAGAAGAAAAUAAUAUAGUUAGGCCGGAUUUUUUAAACAUGCUGAUGGAACUGAAGAAGCAUGAAAAAUUAGAGGAUAUCGAGUUAACGGACACAAUUCUCGCUGCGCAAGCUUUCAUUUUCUUCGCGGCUGGUUUCGAAACGUCUUCGACUACAAUAUCGCACGCACUUUACGAAAUGGCCCUGAACCCUGAUAUACAAGAUAAACUUAGGAAAGAAAUCAUAGAAUUCUAUGUCAAAACUAAUGGAAACCUGAAAUACGAACAAAUCAAAGAAAUGAAAUACUUGGACAAAAUACUCAAGGAAACGCUUAGAAAGUAUUCAGCAGCAGCGCACCUAAGGCGACGAUGCAAUGCUGAUUAUACCUUUAGUGGUACAAAGGUAACGAUUCCUAAGGGUACCGAAGUACUUAUUCCCGUGUAUGCGAUUCAAAGGGAUUCCAAUAUCUAUCCGGAUCCUGAGAAAUUUGAUCCAGAAAGAUUUAACGAAGACGCAGUAGCUGCGAGACAUCUGAUGUGCUAUUUACCGUUUGGCGAUGGACCAAGAAAUUGCAUUGGAGCACGUUUUGCGAUUUAUCAAACUAAAAUUGGACUGAUAAAAAUAUUACACAAGUUCAAAGUUGAUGUUUGCGAAAAGACAAUAACUACUUAUGUACAUGAUCCGAAUUCCUUUAUAUUGUUUCCCAAUGGCGGAAUUCACUUGAAAUUAAGCAAAGUAGAAAAUUGAAUUAAUUACUUGAACGGUACCUAUUCAUAGAUUUUAACUAAACAUAACGUAACAUAUUUUUUAUUUGUCGCUUCAAGAUUUUAUAUUUUGUACUUUUUGACUAUUCUAUAAUAAAAGAAAUUAUAAAAA